AUGCGCAUUUUGAUUUUUUCGUUGCUGGCGCACGGCCAUGGUUGGUGGGGCAACUCCUCCAGGGUGGAGGAGGGUCCGGCCUUAGGUCCUUGGCGUGCCUGGCUUCACGAGGCCUUCCCGGUGGCGGCGGACCGCUUGACGCAGGCGGAGCAAGGGGCAGAGACUGUCCGGCAGUACUUCGAGGAGACGGAGUACUCGCCUUGGAGCCACGGCAUCUGGUGGGCCAUAGACGCACUGGUCAGCCCAUUAGGCUGGGCCAUCUUCGGCGCUGCCUGCGGCAGGUUGGUUCAGCUGGGAGGGAUCUUGUUUCUAUGCCUGGCUGCCCACUACAUGUGGGCAGUCUGUUAUCCUGUGGUCACCGUCUUCGUUGGCCUCCUCAUGGCGGUCCUAUGGCUGCUACGCCGUGUCUUGAGGACCUUUGGCACCAUCACCUUCUACGUCCAGCAGUGGGUAGGAGGCGCCCCUGAGGUCGAUGACGUGGAGAUGUGGGGCCCUGCUACUGGCUCCCCACCGGAGACCAGCCAUUUGAGACAGUUCAAGCCGCCAGGGUCUGGUGAACGUUGGGUGGACCCCGAUGGAAUCCGAGGCGACCCUUCGCUGGUGAGUGAACUUCGACGCACCGAUCGACUCCACUUGUGUCGCCACCUGGCUUGUCCCGAAGAAGGAGGCACCCAUGUCCAGGAAUAUGGAGUGGUAAAGGCUUUCAACCCUGAGCGCUUUCAGUAUGUGCUCGUGCCACAAGUGCUCAGAUAUGGUCUUGGAUUCGAGGCUCUGGAGCGGAGGUUCAACGGCUGGCCCAACGUGCUCGCGAGUAUGCUUCGGAGUCCGAGGAGCUGGGCUGAGUUCAAGAUGCUUCUCAGGGAGGACUACCCGAAGGGCAUUACCAAGGAGCCGGAGGACCAGAUCGAGAACGAGGAGGAGGCAGAGCAUUAUGAACCGGGCCGGAGGCUGAGGAUUGGGACGCUCAACUCACCGGGUGGGGAGGAAGAGCCAACCGCGCUUCAGGACUUCGUGGAGAAGCUCGCCGACGGCAAGAGUAUGGGCAUGAACGAGAAGCAGGUCCGGGACUACCUCGCCAACAAGCACGUCAUGACCACGGAGGACAUGCUGCGGAGGUUGAUUUCGGAGGCGGAGGUCGAGCAGGCCAGAGGACAGCGGGGACUCACCAAGUUCUUGGUCCGUUGGCGAGAUGAGCUACGGGCGUGUGAACGGCUUCACAGUCGGGGGGAGUCGGAUUGGAGCGUCAUCUCGAGGCAACCUACCCCCGGAACCAGUCCUGAGACUUUGAGUUCAAGCGUGAUGGAGAGACCGCCAGGUUUGACGGAGGCACCGCCAAAAGUUGAAGCACAACCAGGUGUGGGCUUGAAGAUUGCGGCCCCGUCCGUCUACAGGAGCGACCGGAAGGCGGGAGCCGGGGAGGCCGAGAGGGUCGAGCCCAUGGCAAAGAUUGCCCAAGCCAUCCAGCGCCAGACUACGAAGCUCGCAACGCUGGUUCGCAACCAGGCCGACACCACAUCACACCCCAGCGGCAGUCUCAAAGGUUUGGGACGGGCGGCGGAGGAGGUCGUGUACGUGUUGAGGGCGUGUGGACAAUAUCAGGUAGGCCUGGGAGCAGGUGAACAUGGGCAAGCUUUGGCUAACGCACUGUUAGCAGCUCAAGUGGGGGCUUCUUCAAAGCUCCGAGCUUCCGGUUUCCGCCAAAAGAUGACACAACGCCUAGCAGUAGGCCUGGCGGGUGGCUUCUGGGGCACGCGUGAACGACAUUGCUUGGGCGCGGCGGAGUUCAUCACCUACACCGAUGCCGAGCUCGAUGCCUUCAGCAGUGAGGCCAGAAAUAGCAAAGGGGGAGGCGAUCAACGACCAGCUCAGCCCCAACGGCUUGAUGAGUGGUUGGUGAGGGUCAAACGACAGACGGAUGUCUGGUGCCUGAUCUAUGGGGCCGAGUGGAGGCUCAUUGAGGAGGUGAAGGAGAUCGUCCGCCUCCUCAAGAAGGACACCAAUCGGGAAACCCUCACCCUGGCAGAGAUCAAGUUCUAUGCCCUUCUUCCAGGACCUGACGGGGAAGCGUGGCUGAAGAUGCCCACCAGCUUCGACAUCGAGCUCCCGGGGGGUUGGUUUCAGGAGGAGGAGGUGACGCGUGCCAAGGAGAGAGCUCUCCUGGACCGCAAUGGGACUUUGCUUUGUUGGGGCAACCUCUGCCGCAUUGGGUGCGACACCACGGGCUGCCAGCGAUCCCACGGCUCCCUCAAAGGACCCUUUGAAGCCCUAGACCCAGCAGUUCAGAUGCAGCUUCUUCGGCGGGGAGGACUCAAGAGGAUGAAGGCGGAGACCAAGGACACCGUGACCCAGAAGAUCAAGGACCUGCGUGCCUUUGUCGCCACGGAGAAGGCCGAGAAGAUUGGGGAUGUCAAGAAGAACAAAGGCGGAAGAGCUGGGGCAGAGACCGCGGAGCCGCAGGAUCAAGGUGAGAGCGGGAAGGCCGGAGGACACCAGGAAGCUCGGGACCCUCCGCGCAAGGUCCAGUUUUGGGAGGCGCCGGAGGAGUUCAGGGUUGACUACACGGAGGCCGAGGACGUCAAGGAGUUCGUCGUGGGACCUGACACCACUUGGGCCGAUGACGUCUUCAAGCCCGACUACACCCGCCAAGGACCACCGGACGAGCCUGAUGCCUUCUAUGUUCACAAGACUCGGGCGGGGGCCUAUGCCGCGGACUUCGUCUCCACGGUGGUCGCGGUGCUUCAGGAGGGUGGCUUUGGUGGGACGCGAGAGGACUGGGUGAAGGUCGUCCAACUCGGCAACGAUUUGUUGAGCAAAGCGCAAGGAGUAGAGGGUGCAGCCUGCAGUCUUUGGGAGGUCCGGGAGGAGGCGGGCCAGGGGUUGGAUAGCCGGGAACUUGACGGAAGACUUCAUCCAGACUUGCUGGACUACGCUCGAGAUGUUCGACGACGGGGCAUGGCUGCGCGCUAUGUUGGCCCACGGCAUCGAGUCCCUUCUCGUCUCCACCCUAAUGCCCGACGGAAUGUGGCUCAGGUGUUCAAGCAGAUUGGGAAGGAUGUGGCCAAGCACCGGGUGCUGGUUGUGAGCUCGGACCACGAUUGCUUAAAGAGUGCCAUCUCUUCACCGUUCGAGGCCGUGGACAAAAUGUGCCCUGACCAUUCCAUUAGUGAAGAGAAGAGAAUUGUCCACGAUCAGCGGGGAGUGAACCAAGGCACCACCAAGUUCUUGCACCCCCCAGCCAUCCAGCCGGCGCACGUGCAAAUUGCACGAAGGAUUCUGUGGCGCAAGAUCAGAUGCCCAAACCUCCCUGUGGUGAUGAGCAAGAAGGACAUCGCUGGGGCUUUCAGGUUGUUGUGGGUGGCGCCUGGGGACGUGGAGCUCUUCGGCGGGGACAUUCCAUGGGAGGGCGACGAGUUGCAGGAGGGUUUGCCGGCGGAGGGCGAGGAGCAGUGUGCUUGCAUCCUUGUGGAACCCUAUGUCGGCUUGCGGCCCUGGGUGAGCGCGGAGGUCUUUGAGCACGGGGUUCGGACCAUGUUGUGCCACGCGGCGAUCAACGUCGAGAAGGACCGCAUCGAGGGCGCGUUCAGGACUUCGCAGACGGUGUGGGGGCUGGUCAUGGACACGGAGACGAAAAGGGUCCACCUCCCGGAGAAGCGCAUUCAGAAAGGAGCGGACCUUUUGGCUGAUGGUGCCUUCGAUUACACUCCAGUUGAAGCAGCUACAGAGGUUCAGGGGGAUCAUGACGGGCUGGGCGUCAGGUACAACCUCGUCUACGUGGUGAAGGCAGCCGUGUGCCGUUGGCUGAGCAGCAACUCGGAGCAGUGGGAGGAGCUCUUCAGUUCUGACCUCAGGACCAUGCUUCCUCCUAUGGAGCGGGUGGGCUUGCCUGGGGAGAGUUGCUUGGAGGAGAAUGGCGAGGGCUUGGUCAUCCAUGCGGGGGAAAUGUUGUCCUUCAUUGCGUUCGCAUGUGAAGUUGGGGCCCAGUGGGUGGGAGCUGUGGUGCUCUAUGCUGGGGACAACGUGAUUGUGAAGCACUGGCUCCAGAGCAGGCAGAGUGGAGUGCGAGCGGGACGACUGUUGGUGAGGCUCGCCAAUUUGGUUGAGAUGAGGCACAAUUGCACCAUCAUCGCGGGCUGGUGGAGGACCUACCGCAACGUCGACUCCGACUUCAUCACGCGGUGCACGGACGAGGAGUUCCGGGAGUAUGUCGCGGAGAAGCAGCUGAAGGUCGUGGAUGUCGGAGAGGCCGUUCGACAAGCCUUGGAGGACUCGGAGCGUUUUGGCCCGUGCUUCCUCUCGUGGGCCUCUGAGGUGGAUCGGAAAAGCAUGAUGCAGCUGAAAGAGAAACGGAUGUUCCGACAGCUUCAGAAGGAGGUCCGGAUUCCAUGGGCGUGCUACGAGGUGGAGGAGUGGCAUCAUGGGCUGCGCAAGGCGAAGGACUUUGAGCUGGUCAGCCAGGAGCUUGGGGCGCAGCGGUUUCAGGAAGGGAGUCGCCAGUUGCGGCUCUUGUGCGCCAGCAUUGGCCCUGACCCACAUGGCAAACGUGUGGAAGCCUUCCUCAAUGCUGCAAACCGAGCGGAAGCACCGGUCGCCUUAAUGAAGGCACGCUGCUUGGGAGAAGGGUGA
Molecule: messenger RNA, 4623 nt
Organism: Durusdinium trenchii
Lineage: Eukaryota; Dinophyceae; Suessiales; Symbiodiniaceae
Source: the annotation of a GenBank genome assembly